UUCAGACAAACUAAAAUUUUCCUGUGAAGGAAGGAUGUAGAGAAUCCAGAGUAGAGACUGCUAAUUACAGUCAGAGAGUUUUAUUUCUCUUCUCCACUCCAAUCUUUAAAAAAAGGUAAAUUGCAGAUUAGUUCAUCACCUUUCUUAUCUCACUUCGUAGAUCGUGGCUUGCUUUUCUGUCUGAAACUGGUGAAGCAAUGCUUCUCUCUCUGGUCCAAACUUCAUUUACAUCACCCUUCCGAGCAACCCAGAUCAAGGGUAGAGAUGUAAAUCCUUCUUUGCUUCCCAAAACCCUCUUCCCUUGUUUCCAAACAGUACACACUAGCACACUGAAGAAACUUGGGGCCGCAUCAUGUAGUGCCAGGAAUGGAAGAUUUCAUGCUUCCUUGCUUGAAGCUCCUCUUCUAUGAGGCUCUGCAUCUUUUAUGCUCUCUUGAAGGCUGGAUUAGCUGGAUCUCAGGCAAGCCUAUCGUUUUCAGGGAAUGGCGAUUUGGGUUUUUCUAAGCGGAUUGAGAACUUAAGAGGGAAAUCAGAGGAAAAGGAAGCAACAGAUAGAAGGAAACUUGUUAGCAAGUGGCAUCCAACAACAAAGGGUACUCUCAAGAGAAGCUACAGAGUCCCUUCCAAAUCUGAAGGAUGACGCCUACUCAAAGCCAUCGCAUCUCUACUCUCUGAGGACGAUCACUUCAUGGAUGCCACUUCCCAUAAGGGUUGUCAAAUAAGGAGGGAAACAGCUCAUGGAGAAAGUGUUUGUUGUAACAAUGUCAGGGCUCUUUUUGAUGAGCUCCCCACUCCACACUUGGUUGUGGAGAUCACAGCUUUUCCUGGUGGUCCUCUCAAAGAAAAGGAUUAUGCCAAGGCUGAGAAGCUAGAAAGGGUGCUUAGGUCUGGUCCUUCAAUUUGAGUCGGUAUUGAUUUUUCAUACUCCCAUCAAACUUUGUAUGUAUCAAUCUGUCACCUGUACAUAUUAUGGCACGAAUAGAAUAGAAGCAGCUUCUCAUGUUACUCUUA
This is a messenger RNA of Nelumbo nucifera (sacred lotus), 1011 nucleotides long. RefSeq lists its product as uncharacterized. Gene Ontology annotation, cellular component: chloroplast envelope. The record is from RefSeq and is a predicted model, not a curated record. NCBI's taxonomy places the organism in Eukaryota, Viridiplantae, Streptophyta, Magnoliopsida, Proteales, Nelumbonaceae.